Zootoca vivipara (common lizard) is the source of this 3748-nucleotide messenger RNA. RefSeq names its product tumor protein p53 inducible nuclear protein 1 (gene TP53INP1). Gene Ontology annotation, biological process: autophagosome assembly; positive regulation of DNA-templated transcription. NCBI's taxonomy places the organism in Eukaryota, Metazoa, Chordata, Lepidosauria, Squamata, Lacertidae. Gene Ontology annotation, cellular component: nucleus; autophagosome. The record is from RefSeq and is a predicted model, not a curated record.
GCCCGAUCUGUAGGAUCGGGGCUCGGGAUCCCCUUUUCAAUAUCAAAUGCGAAUCGGGAUCCCCGUUCCGCGCGCGCUCCUGCGGAAUAAUAAUAAUACGCAGCGGGCAAACUUUAUGUACCCGCGGAGAAGGGCGGAAGCGUUUGCCCGCCUGCUCUGCGCUCUCAGUCCCCGGAGCGGAGUUUCAAACUGCUGGCGUGAGAGGCGUAGGGUGGAGUCCGGCGCCGAGUCGGGCGGGCGGAGAGUAGGGGACCUCCCUUUUCCCCCUAAAGGGCGGGGGUGAAGGUCGUCUUGCGGCCAGGGCCGUGGGGCGUGGACAGCGGGCUCUCCGGCCUUGGAGAUGCCCUUUCCAAGCCAACUGCCUACGGAGCGCAGCCAAUCCGCGCGCCUUGUGGAUCUCCCCGCUUUCUAGCCGGCCUUGCGGUUGUAGCAACUUCCCCUCCCUUUUGUCUCUGUCCUUGCCCGCCCCCUGGAGAGGGAGUGGGGAGACUGAGGCCGUGGAGGAGCUGGGGUUGCCUGAUCCGCCCAAGGGGAUCGGGUUGCUUUCCCUCCGCCUUUCGCAUAUCCUGUUUUGUUGACAGUGCGGAGAGACCGCCCUUUCCUUGGUGUAAGGCUUCCGUCUCUUCCCGUCGGGGCGGAUCUUGGACUCCGAAGUUGAGUCGGGUUCAGGAUUUUGUAGCAACCGUUUACAAAGAAAACCAUGCCUCCCCAUGUUCUGUGCCUAAGCAGAUAAAAGUAUUUGUGCACUUUAAUCUUCUACCUGCGCCCUUGGCUAGUACAUUGUGAAACUGUACAUACGAAGACGUUCCAGCCAGAGUCUUGUUAUUGCCUUAGUAAUGUUCCAGAGGCUGAAUAAUAUGUUCGUGGGAGAAAUCAAUAAUUUGCCCAGGCAAGAGCCAGAGUUCAGCGAGAAAGAAGAGGAGGAGUGGAUUCUGGUGGAUUUUAUCGACACCUGUACUAACUUCUCAAUGAUUGAAGAGGAGGAGGAAGAGGAGGAGGAAGAGGAAGAAGAAGAAGAUAUCCAUAAAGCAUCGCCUGUGGACAAUUCACCUGUCUGCUCUUUUCUGCCUCCUUCUUUGGAAUGUUUGGCUGAUGCCAGUGAAUCUUGCUUUAUUCAGUUUGACUCGUGCCCCAUGGAAGAGAGCUGGUUCAUUACACCACCUCCGUGUUUCACUGCGGGUGGCUUGACCGCUCUCAAAGUGGAAACCAGCCCCUUGGAGAACCUUCUGAUCGAGCAUCCCAGCAUGUCUGUAUAUGCAGUCCAUAAUACCCACCACAGCCUCAACAAGACGAGCUCUGGUGGUGGUAAUGAUGAGGAGGAGGAGGAAGAAGAAGAAGAGACAGAGCCUCGUGAUAUAAACAAUCCUAGACCAGAAGCCCAAAGUGAAAGGGGUCAACAGAUCCGAUGCUAUUUUGCAGCAGUCACUGCUCACUCAACCUUUCUCGAACAGACCAAGAGUUUUCGUCCUUCCCAGUGGAUCAAAGAACACAACGAAAGACAAUAUCUGAACAGAAACUGCCUCCGUCGCCAAAACCUCACCAGGGGUUGCUACUCUCGGCAACUCAAGAACAACGGGUUGUUUGUUCACCAGCCUUGCCAGCGUCAUUAUAAUUACUGAGGGCACCUUGCGUUGUUGUUUUUCCUUCUUCAAAAAAAUAUUAUCGGUUGACUUGCUCUUUGUAUUUUUCACGUGUAGGCAAUGAAGGCGAGAUCAAUCUUAGGCUGAUCAACAGUUAUUUCUACACAAUCACUAAAGUGUUACAUUUAGGUUGUAAACCACAUUGUUGUAACCGUGUGCGCCUCACAGAAUGACUUUUCUACAUUUUAUUCAUGGCUCGGAAACAUAUCAGUACAAUAGUGUUUGUGUGAUUGGGGGUUUGCUCUUUUGUUUUUUGUACAUGACUUUCUAGAAACUUUUUAUGACGGAUGGAUGGAUGGAUGGGCGGGUUUGUUUUUAUAUUGGUCCUUUUAACCAAGGCAGAGCAGGCGACACAUCACUUUGUAGUCCAAAUGCAGUUACAGAACUUCUCAGGGUCAGCCAUACACUUGCAACGAUCUGUGUAUACUGUAUAUCCUCUUAACCUAACGUGUGUGGCCAACCUUUGACCUGCCAGGUGUUGCUGGGCCACACCUCCCAUCAUUCUUGGCCAUUGACCAACCUCGCUGGGGCUGAUGGGAGUUGCAGGUUAGCAACUUGUGGAGGGUCACAGGUCCCCCCACCCUUGCUGUUAACGUUUGAACACAGCUGUUAAAAUGUGAUAGACUGUAUGGUAUUGAACUCUGAAUGACGAGAGAAUUGUCUGUGGGGCAGGGGAAGAAUAUUGUGUGACCUGACUUCCUCCCAUCAACUUCUACUUAACCUCCAUUGCUCAAUGUGGUUUAGCCAGCUUCCUCCACAGAGCAGGGCCUGAAGCAGGCAUGCAAGUGAGGGUCAUUGUGGUAUGUUGGACCUUCUAGACCCAAAAGACAGCAGCAAACAUUUACAAUGUCUCAGGCAUAAAAUAUAAGUAUAGAGACAGAUGAUCACCUGACCAAUACUCUCCUUCACUUGAAAUACUACCAGCUUAACUAAUAUUUUAAUGAGUUAAAAAAACAACAACCAUUCUACUAUAAAGUGGUCUAAUUUGACCAUUUAGUCCAAAUAACUUAAGAAGUUUUAAGAAAUAUGUGGUGGCAGUCUUCAUCUGUCUACAAAUUAAUAUUUGAGUCUAAUGCUUGAUAUCUGGAGUUCCUCAGAGCCAUUUUUUCUGUUUACUUUCAUACUAGGAUACCAAUUUCAGCCAGUUGUUCAUUUUUUUAAGUUACACAAAUGUUUUACCUUAUUUCAGUGGUUACCCAAUACUGUUAAGCUUCUUUCGGUUUCGUGGACAAACACCACAGAUAUAUUUAUAAACUCAGGAACGCUUCAGUGUUUGACUGUGGUCCUAGGUAUACUUGUUUAGAGGUUUGCCUAACUGAAAUAAAGUAUUAGCAAAUAGCUCUGUGUAGGUUCUUAGCCUUCAUCUUAUGUCUCCAGAAACCAUUCUCCUUCCUGUUAAUAGGAAUAUUAAAAUGAAGAUUACCUUGCCCACCUUAUUUGUGUUAGCAAACGUUUGAAGUUAAGCUUUCUAGUUGAGAUAUAUAAAUAUUCCGUACCAUUAUUUUACUGGAUAACUUGCUAGUGAUGGAAGCUUAUCUUUUUUUGAGGUAGACACACAAGCUUGUUCCACAAAUAUAUGUGCUUUUUGGUUCUUAAUAUUGAAAAUAGUACCGUUGGGAAAGGAAUGAUUGCAUUACAUCAUUAUGUUUGACUCUUAAUUGUCUUGCAUAUUUAUGUUACUAGUUCUAUAAUGUGCCUGGAAGUCUUGGACUGUUAGAAUUUUUUUGCUUUUCUAAUGCUACCAUGUGUUUUGUGAGUAGGUAUGACUUUUUAUAUAGUGUAUGUUGUUGUUUUUUUUAAAAAAAAUUGUAUUAACUUGUAAAAGUGGGGGGCUUGUGCUGUGCUGAAUGGUGAUUCAAUAACUUUGCUUAAACUGUUUUUUCAUACGUAUUGUAAACAAAACUGUGCCUUUUAAAGUGAUUUGUAUACAGCAGACUUGAAGACUUUUAAAAAAGGGAUAUUUCUGUUGGGAUAAAUACUGUACACCAGUCUAUGCAUUACCAAUGGCAGCUUCUUUCUAGAGACAUUUUUGUUUUGUCCUUGUAGCAGUUCUUUACGUUUUCAAGGUUCUAGCACCCUGAUUCUACAAUAUACAGUAAUAUCUCAAU